AUGUUGGAACCGAUUCGUCAUAUUCUGCAACGACAACGAGUGGUGUUGGCGUCGGCUUCUGAACGCCGGCAACGGCUGCUGUCGUCGAUUGGAGUGGAGUUUGAGUCCAUUUCCUCCAACUUCUUGGAAAACCUGCCGAAAGAGUCGUUCAGUCAUCCGAUUGAAUACGUGAAGGAAAACGCCAAACAAAAGGCUAUCGAUGUGUGGCGACAGUUGGCCGGCAAUGGCGGACACCGACCCGACCUCAUCAUCGGUUGCGAUACUGUUGUCACUCUCGACGACGACAUCUAUGAGAAGCCCAAAGACACGGAAGACGCCAUCCGUAUCCUCUCACGACUCUCGGCACACAAACACGUGGUCUAUACGGGCGUUGCACUCGUCACUCACGGCACCAAUCAGUCGUCCUCCUCGUCGGUGGCCGACACUGUGUGCGCCUCCGCCUCAUCGCACGCCUCGUCCGGCGACAGCGACGACGGCCCGGAAGACUAUGUGGUGACCACUUUCCACGAGGGAACCGAUGUCUAUAUGACUGAAUUGAGUGAUCAAAUGAUUAAGUCAUACGUGAGUACGGGUGAGCCGAUGGACAAAGCGGGCGCGUAUGGCAUACAAGGCAUUGGCGCCACUCUUGUUGAGUCGAUUCGCGGCGAUUACUUCAAUGUUGUGGGCCUUCCUCUGCAUCGGCUCUCCAAAGAACUCUAUCACAUGUAUGUCGAGUGA
Molecule: messenger RNA, 717 nt
Organism: Medioppia subpectinata
Lineage: Eukaryota; Metazoa; Arthropoda; Arachnida; Sarcoptiformes; Oppiidae
Source: the annotation of a GenBank genome assembly